AUGGACGAAGCCAAUUCCCUCAAGCAGUCGGCCAGCCGGUUCGAUAACCUCGACCCGCACAACUUGGAUGCGACAGCGAGGCUCUAUUCUUCGGCGCUCGCCGUGUCGCCGCCCUAUUCGGACCUCAGCCUCGACGAGAAGCUGCGAAAGAUUGGACGGCCCUUGAAGUCUUUGCCACGAAGAGCGUCAAGCGGAAAGUCUCCCAUACAGGAACGCGGGCUGCCCGCCCUAAGGCAGGAUGAUGGCGACGCAGCGCCAUCGCCAUCGUCAAGCGUGCCGUUGCAGGGCUCGCGUUCGCCACGGACCCGACAGCAAGGGAUGGCAGCCGCAGAAGGGGAUGCGGCCGAUCUGAGCGGCAACUCGCACCCUUCCCCUGCCACCCCGACACACGUCCCCACUCUUUACCCGGACGGCUUCGAUAAGGCAGCUUCGCGCACCGCCGAAGAGGCUCUCGUCGACCAUCUGUCGGAAGCCGUGCUGCGGGCCAACCUCGACACCGACGAACGGCCCAGCGCGGCCGCCGAGACGGCGAACUUGGCCGCCGCGGCCACCGAAUCGGACCCGACGACCUUCAAGUUUACUGAUCUGCCAGUGUCGGUGCAGAACCAGGGCUUCUACUACCGGCAGCGCAUGGCGCAGAUCGUCCUCUCCUGCGCCGACGAGGCAAAGGCCGCUCACUUCGCCCUCAUGAGCCGGUACUACAUGAAGCCUUUCGAGCAGCAGGCCGGCCCACCCCCGGCUCCACCGGUUGAGAGGGCCAACAGGAUCCAGGAGGUGGCUGCCUCGACUGUAUCGGGCGACGACUGCUGCGGCGACGACAGCGAUGGCGCAGACGACUCGGGAGCCGAGUUCGCCUGGCUGGAGAACACGGGCAACAAGAAGAAGCGGAAGAAUGCGCGGUCUACCGAGAGCGCCGAGAUGGCCUCGGCCCAUGCCAUGAGUUCCCUCUCGUCCGCAGCUGCUGCCGGCCUGCCGGCAGCCAGCGCGCCACCAGCUUCGACGACGAACCGCUCGACACUUUCCGGCGGCGCUGGCGAGGGCCUCGGACUCGGCCAGGCCCUGCUACCAUCCGAUGCCAGCUCCAGGUCUGCGCCCUACCUUCCCAUCGCCAGCAACGACGAGUACGAGCGAGGCUUCGAGCGGUUUCCGACCGCACGCGAGGCUGAUACGUACGCGCCCCUCCGGCAGAUGCCAUACAAGCUGAGGAUACCCUACUCGAGCCGCGCCAAGGCGUUGCUAAGGGAGAGGCUGCGGGCCUACUUCCGACGGGUCCGUGCCCAGCGAGCGCGGCAGCGAGAGGAGGAAGAUGAGGCAGCCAGACAAGCCGAGGCGCAAGAGCUGGCAGAGGAAGCCGAGAGGCAGGCGCGGCUAGCGGCCGAACGGAAACCGCAGAAGCGUUUGACAAAGGCAGAGAAAAAGGCACAGGCGCGCCGAGGCGGUGCAGGCGGGCCCAAACCCAUGUCAAUUGCAGCUAUCAAGGCGGCGCGCAGCGACGCAAGCCAAGCUCAGGGUCUGACGCAGCCGGCCCAGGGCUCGGAGGCCCCCGACGGCGCAGCCUCCGGCAACAAGCAAGCGGACGCGCAGGCCCAGGCGGUGGAAUCGGGCCCAGCCGGCGGGCAGCCGGGCGAGGGCAUCAAGAAGGCGGACUCGGAAGACGAAGUGGAACUGCUGCUGGGUUCGCGGGCGGCCCAUGGUCUCGUCUCGCACGUCGACGCCCCGCGAAGCAGUUUCGACUUCAACGUACGCUCGCCCAUCGCGGACAGCCUCGAGGCCCUGCGGGCUUCGAUGAGCGCCGUCUCGCUCCAGAUCAACAGCUCGCUCGGGCCACUCGGGCCCCUGGAUGGCACGCUUGCCGACGUCAUGGACAAGGCCGCACGCGAGGGCAGCGCCGACCUCGCUCGCAGGAACCCCUCGGAGCCGUACAAGAGCCUUCCCGCCUCGAGGUCUGCCUCGUCGACCAUUGCCCGUGCCGGGACUCCCUCGACCGCCCCACGCACCUCCUCUACGCCGACACCGAACCGAGGAUCGGCGCCGUCAAGUGCGACAGCGGCGGGUGCGACGGCGGUCAGGCAGACGCCGGCGAGCGCCUCGAACCCGAGCCCAAACGUCAAGGCGCGAGCACAGUCGACCAGCCACAGCCACAACGCCGCCGGCGCCAGCGCCGUUGCCGGUACAAGCAUCAGCUCCGGCGUUGGUCCGACCACGCAAACAGCGACGUCGCCCCCCCUGCACUCGCCGCCGCCCAAAAUGACGCGGCGGAAGAAGGCGACCAUGAACAACGUGCACCACCGCGCCAACUACGUGCCCUCCCGCAUGCCCUCGGACGGCCCUCGCAACGGCGGCAAGGCCCACGGCGAGAAGGAGCAGCCGCCCGGCCUCGACCACCCGUCGACCACCUGUGGCCUCUUUGACGGCGAGUGGAUGUGCGUGUUCUGCGAGUACGAGCUGCUCUACGGCGAGCCGCCGUUGAUGUUCAGGGCCUGCCGCAGCCGCAAGAAGAUUGUGGCCAACCGCAAGCGGGCGCAGGCGAGGGCGAGGCGCGCAGCUGAGGGUGGCUCCACAACGGCGACUGCCGGUGGAAGUCACCAUCACCACCACCACCAGUCCCACCAUCACAACCACCCGCACACGGACCAUGCGCACGACAGCUACGAGACACCCAGAAGGAAAGCAGGUAGUGGCAGCGGCGGUACCAAGAGCGCUCAUCGCUCGUCGCGGACCUCCCAGUCGAAUGCGAGGGAGAGGUGCUCGUGCGGCAACUCGAUCCACGAGUCGGACGAAGGCUCGUCUGCCUAUACGCACUCGACCCCGGGCUCGCCGCUGAUCGAGGCGAGCAGGAACGGUGCGCAUGCCGGCCACUAUCACGACGAUGGCCAUCACCACGACGCUUACUACCAGGACAGCCACCACCACAACGGCUACGGCCAUGGGCACGACGACGCGACCCACUCGCCGUCUUCAGAGCAUCGCCAUCGGCAAGAGGCAGCGCCUAGUGGCAGCGGCGGCGUCGGCGGCAGUGUCAAGAGCAACGGCAAGGCCAAAGCUGCCCCGCCGGCUCCCGCCUUUGAUCCCAACGACUACGCCUCAGUGUUUGCCGCCAUGACCAAGGACAAGGCGAGUCAGGCGGCCAUUGCGCGCUACAUUGCCAGCGGCGGCAAGACUACGCCUCCGCCGGUGAUGUUGCCCUCCCGCUGA
Messenger RNA from Pseudozyma flocculosa PF-1, 3195 nucleotides. RefSeq lists its product as uncharacterized. The coding region runs from base 1 to 3195 and encodes 1064 amino acids. The record is from RefSeq and is a predicted model, not a curated record. Lineage: Eukaryota; Fungi; Basidiomycota; Ustilaginomycetes; Ustilaginales; Ustilaginaceae. The transcript has 2 exons.